AUGUUUCGAAGCCGGAAGUUAAAGGUUGUGUCAAAUGCCAUCAAGUCGGCUUCCAGCAGCGAUGUAUCCGCUGGUCUGAACUCUAAAAUGUUUGAAGUUCGUGAAAUUAGCCGUUACGGUAUGAAUGGGAGUGUAAAAACUUUCGCAUUCGACCCAGUCCAGAGUUUACUGGCGAUAGCUACUGAUGCUGGCGAGAUUCACGUUUUUGGUAAACAACAGGUUGAGGUGGUUUUUACCCUAGAUUCAAAAACUAUUAUUAGGGAGCUUCGAUUUGUUAAAGGAAUUUACCUGAUAGCAAGAGAUUCCAAGGACUCUAUUUUGAUAUUGUCGCUUUAUUCUAAGAAGGUUUUGACAGCAUUCUACGCGCCAGGUAAGAUUUCAUGUGUUGAAACCGACCCAUCUCUCGAAUGGAUUUUAAUUGGUUUACAGAGCGGCGCCACAGUGAUAUAUGACAUUGACAAGGAUUGCUUAUCUCCACUUCGAAUUGAAAACCUGCAAAAGGCUUAUAUGCCGAAGGCACAUCUUUCGCCAGUUGUAUCUAUUCAAUGGAACCCUAGAGAUUACGGCACCAUCCUUAUUUCUUACAGGCUUGUGACAGUAAUUUACUCAUUGGUUGAAAAUAAUGUGAAGCAGCACUUUGUUUACGAACUUCCACCAUAUGCGCCUGGCGGGGACUUAACAGGAAAUCUGGAUGUUUGCAGAACACCGCCAGUAACCCAAUCGUUAUACCACCCAAACUCUCUACAUGUUAUGACCGUUCACGAGGAUGGUUCCCUCGUCUUUUGGGACGCAAAUAGCGGGAAAUUGAUCCAGGCGAGAACACUUUUUGACACCGAUGUUAAUGAACCUAGAAAUGCCAUUAACAGGGCUACCGUAAAACCUUCUCCCAUACUGCAGGUCUCCUGGAUUUGCAAGGCUAACCCAGAGUACACAUCUCUGCUGAUUGCUGGGGGCUCUAUCGAUGGUGAGCAAUCUUGCCAUAACUUAACCAUGAUUGAUUUAGGAGUAACCCCCAUGUACUCAAUGACAUCUUAUGAAAAAAUGAGUACUUACUACGCUAAUCCUAUCCAACAAAAGAUUUUCCCCAUACCAAACGAAGCAUCCGUGGUGGGGUUUUUACCAUUGGCACGUAAAUCAUGCCACUUCUCGGGUAAUCAUGACCCGGCAGUUAUACUGGUCUUGCUUGAUGACGGCGAAAUAGAAACACUUCUCUAUCCCUCCGGCAGUGUCUCAUACAAAGCAUCGCUAUUUCCACAAAGCAUAUCAUGGAUUAGGCCUGUCGCUACUAAGUGCGUCGCAACUUCUGUGCCUAAGAAACUGUGGCUGGGAAUGAUGUCCUCGACCUACAACAAAGAUUUCUUGCUUAAAGGAGGCGCACCUGUCAAGAAGCCACUGAGAGUUCAUGACACAAGAUCAGCGCUAGCCACUGGCCACAAAAAUGGGUCCGUGAGAAUCUGGGACGCUUCACACGGAGAGUUGGAUGACAGUUCCGUUUUCGACGUUAGCGUAUCACACGCCCUAAAUAAAGCGGACGGCGUAGCAAUCAGCGAUAUAUCGUUUGCUUCUGAAACCGCAGAAUUGGCUGUCUCCACUGAGGAGGGUGAUGUUGUUUUGUUUAAAUUUCAAGCAAACCAGUUCUUUGGUGCUAGUGAGAGCACCAAUGAGAUGGAGAUCAAUUUCAGGAGAUUUUCAUUGAGUAAAACAAAAGAAGUCAUUGUUGAUAUAUCAGAUAGAGCACCUCGGAAGCUACGAGAGGGGUUCAUGCCAAUAUGCGCUAUCCACGCAGAAAUUGGUAAGGUUUCAUCGCUGAAGAAUAGUAAUAUUGGUUUCGUGGGGAUUGGCUACGAGGAUGGUACAUUUAUGGUCAUUGAUAGAAGGGGUCCAGCCUUAAUCUUUUCCUCAAAUAUUAGGAAGACUACUCAAGAGAAGAGCUCUUUUGUCACUUGUAUUGAUUUCUCCAUUGCUCAAUUUGGGGAGGAAAAGUACUCCAGUAUCCUCAUUUCUUGUGGAACAGACGCGGGUGAGGUCUUGAUUUUUAAAAUACUUCCCGAUCCUAGUGGGCGUUUCAUGGUCCAGUAUGUUGAUCUGAUGAAAACUAAUGACAAUGGCCCUAUCGUUGCUCUUGAAUCUACCAGCAAAGAAACGGGCGCAUCCUGCUCUGCUACCAUACCAUUGAUGCAAGAGCUUUCUAAAGGAAUUCCAGUUCCUGCAUUUACGAUGGCUUGUGGGGCAUACGAUAUUCGCUUGUUCACUGCUGGAAGGUCUAGAGAUACGCAUAGAGUUUACAAAUGUCCAAUUGCAACCGCUGGUCAGUCCUUUAUACGCUUGCCACAAGGAGAAAAGAGCACCAAACAAUUUGCGACUGUUAUUGUGUGCUUGUUGACUAACGGAGAAAUUAAGAUUCUCAACGUUCCAGAGCUCAGAGAAUUGAAGUCCACUGCCAUGCCCAUGCCGGUACAAGCUAAGUACAUCCGAGAGUCGUCUAUACUGCGAAAUGGUGAUAUAGUCGUUCGUGUUGGGAAGUGUGAGGCUAGUCUUCUGACGGCGCUAAAGCAAACAGCUUCCAACGCUGACGGAUCCGAUAUGGAUUUGGCAAACGGCGCUACCGAUUCUUUAUACAACCCUGUUCUGCGCAUUGAGUGCAGACCGCAGGUUAAUUCUUUACAGUGGGUGCGCGGAUCAAUUCACGUUAAAAGAAGUGAUCUGGACAAGCUGAUGGGGACCGACGUCAAGCCGGCCAAAUAUGAAGAAGCUACCAUCGCGAAUGGCACCAUAUCCCACGAUCCCCAAGAAAAGGUCGAGAAUUCGCACCAGCUUUCUCCUACAUCUUCUACCCACCAUUAUAAAGCUCCUGUGCGACAUGCCACCAGAGGAGAAGGGUACGUCAAUAUGAAAUCAUUGUCACGGGCGAUGGAGAAUGGAAUGGACAACUUGGAGGGCCGGUUCAACGACUACGCUGCUGCUACAAGUGAGUCAAUCAAUCAAGCCCUUGAGCAGACAGGCUCAGACCUCGUGAAGGGAGCUUUUAAGGCCAAGAUGGGCUUUUAA
This is a messenger RNA of Lachancea thermotolerans CBS 6340, 3048 nucleotides long. Its product is annotated as KLTH0C05456p. The record is from RefSeq and is a predicted model, not a curated record. Gene Ontology annotation, molecular function: syntaxin binding; GTPase activator activity; myosin II binding. Gene Ontology annotation, cellular component: plasma membrane; cytoplasm. Gene Ontology annotation, biological process: establishment of cell polarity; regulation of protein secretion; regulation of exocytosis. The transcript has a single exon. The coding region runs from base 1 to 3048 and encodes 1015 amino acids. NCBI's taxonomy places the organism in Eukaryota, Fungi, Ascomycota, Saccharomycetes, Saccharomycetales, Saccharomycetaceae.